AUGGAACAUUCAUGGGUUGGAUUGAAUGAUUUACCUGAUGAAAUUCUUAUGAUUAAUUCCCAAAAAUCAGUGUCGAAUUCUAGACAUUCAAAUUCAUUUGCCUUUUCUCCCCAGUCAGAUAUUAUUGGUAAAAUCAGCCGACAAUUACAUGCGAUGCGGAAUUUACCAUGCCCUCGACAAUUACAAAAAUUAAAUGUUGGUAUGAGUCAGCUCAAUGAUGGCAUGACAAAACUUAAUGAUAGUAUGGUUAAACUUACCGAUGGUAUGAUAACACUUAAUGAUGGGAUGGUUAAGCUUAAUGAUGGUAUGACAAAACUUAAUGAUAGUAUGGUUAAACUUACCGAUGGUAUGAUAACACUUAAUGAUGGGAUGGUUAAGCUUAAUAAUGGUAUGACAAAACUUAAUGAUGGAAUGUUGAAAUUGAAUGAUCAAAAUAAAUUAUUAAUUCAAAUAACAUUACCAUUCAUCGGGAAUUAA
This is a messenger RNA of Rotaria sordida, 477 nucleotides long. The record is from the annotation of a GenBank genome assembly. Lineage: Eukaryota; Metazoa; Rotifera; Eurotatoria; Philodinida; Philodinidae.